Messenger RNA from Talaromyces rugulosus, 1188 nucleotides. RefSeq lists its product as uncharacterized. Gene Ontology annotation, cellular component: nucleus. The transcript is spliced from 3 exons. NCBI's taxonomy places the organism in Eukaryota, Fungi, Ascomycota, Eurotiomycetes, Eurotiales, Trichocomaceae. Gene Ontology annotation, molecular function: transcription cis-regulatory region binding; DNA-binding transcription factor activity. Gene Ontology annotation, biological process: positive regulation of transcription by RNA polymerase II. The record is from RefSeq and is a predicted model, not a curated record. Bases 1 to 1188 code for a protein of 395 amino acids.
AUGUAUCGCAAGAAAGGUCAAGGUAAGAAUAUCAUACAAGAUUUCUCACAAACGGCGCUGAAGACCUUUAGUGCGAUAAAAACCGGCCCCAAUGUUUGCGAUGCCAGUCAUCAGGCAGGGCCUGUGAUGGCUAUCUAUAUUCAAACCUAUGAUUAUCUUCCACCGCGUGCAUCUGGCUCAGUCUCAUAUCAAUCACCAGUCUACUGGGCUGAGACGUUCUUCAGUUUCCUUGAUUCUCAGUCGGCCAUCGUCAAUGCUUCCCUAUCUGCUCUAACUCUAGCUCACCUAGCCAAUUCAAAGUGCGAUGCCGCACUAGCACAGCACGGUAGACACCAUUACGGUCAAGCAAUGCAACAAAUCUGCGCACUACGACAAGUAGAACAUCCCACAACUCUAGUUCGCACAGGCAUGAUCUUGGCCCUCUACGAGAUCUACAACCACCCGCUAGGUUGUGAUAACCCAUGGCAGGUACAUGUGCAGGGCGCUUAUAAUCUCAUGCGGGAGUUGGAGUUCCCACACCAAGCUCUCAGCAAGCAUGACUUCCGUCGACUUUGCACGAUUGAGUUUCUCCGUCUGUGCAUUAGCGGACAAAGCAUGGCUUGUCCCAAUCUUUACUUUCAACCAAAAGGACCGUCAGCCGAUACAUUCGAUCGUCUUUUAGAAAUCUUGUCCCAGACUACCUACCUACUUGCGACCAUGCGACGGAGUUCCUAUGGUGGGCUAGACAGAAAUGGCGCCAAUUCCUUAUUACAACAAUCCGUAUACAGCAAAGAAGAACUUUUAACCUGGUUCCAUGAAUUUCAAUCUGAAGAGGACAGUCGGCCUCUUUUCUUCUCUCAAGAUAUGACGGACGAUACACUAGAAAGGCCGCAAGAGACGAUAAAUUUUACGAACCCUUCUAGCAUACCGCAUUUGGUCCUAUAUUGGCUAGGUUUGGUGGCAGUCUAUGCUUCAAUGGCCAAGGCACUACGUGUCCUCGUUCGGACAGAUGAGCGUACAUGCUUGAAGGAGAGACUGGAAACAGCAGAGCUUCUUUGCUAUCGCUUCACCAACCGUCUUUCACAAUCUCAUACAGGAUAUGUGGGGAUGGGUCAAGGGAAUACUAUAUUAUUGAUGGCGACAUCUUUAGCGGCGCAACAGAUCUGUCAAAAUUCGCAGGACGAAACAAUAAUUGUAGCUAACAAAUAA